This is a messenger RNA of Cornus florida, 1598 nucleotides long. RefSeq names its product F-box protein At5g03970-like. The coding region runs from base 317 to 1522 and encodes 401 amino acids. Gene Ontology annotation, molecular function: protein binding. The transcript has 2 exons. NCBI's taxonomy places the organism in Eukaryota, Viridiplantae, Streptophyta, Magnoliopsida, Cornales, Cornaceae. The record is from RefSeq and is a predicted model, not a curated record.
CAUAACCAUUUCUCUCUCCUUACUCUCCAACGGUCGAACAGAGUCAAGUUUAAUAAUAAUUCAAGGGAGUUGAAGGAACGGGUAGUAAAUGGAACGACGUUGAUUUGGGAUGGAUUACGGUUAGGGUUUCAAAGAUUUAAGUGUUUUUUUUUCCUGCUCUAUACUUCUUUUUCUCUCUCCAAAAGGGAAGCCCUAGAAAGACGCCGCCUUAUUCUCUUCGUCUCUUCCCAUCGAACUCCAAAGUGGGAAGUGUAGUUCAUUCGAAGAAGUCAACCCACAACAGUUCUCUCUGAUCGGCUUCUUCAACUUCAGGAUAAUGAAGAGGUGCCACAGCAGGUUUAGCAGUGUGGAAGCUGUGUCACACUGCGAUGAACUUGUAAAUGAGAUUUUACUUCGAUUGCCUCUAGAUGCCGUCUGCAAGUUUAAGUGUGUAUCAAAGACAUGGAACAGUUUGAUCUCUCAUCCUCUUUUCUGCAGCAAUUACCUUUCUCAAAGAAAGAAUUCUCUUCUCCCAUUGUUGGGAUUCUUUCGGAUUACUCUUGCUGCUCAAGAUUAUGGUGGGUCAACACUCGAAGUUUCAUUCCUACAAAAUUGUAAGGAAAGGAAAUUCAUAAGUUUGGAUAUCGUUGUAAAACGUUUGUUUAUUGAUGCUUCUCCUGAAGGCCUAAUACUAUGCCGUUUAGAAAGGUUUACAGUUUUCAAAUACUACAUUUGUAAUCCCGUAACAAACCAAUGGUUUGCUCUUCCUGAACCAAGACAUGCUCCAUCCUCGGCGGGUUUGUCUUGUGAAGAACGUAGCAGCAAAGAUGGUGAUGGUGUGGUGCAUUUCAAAGUAGUUGCAGCUAUUAUGGAAGUGGAAGAGGGAGCCACACAUGACAGAUUACAUAUAGAAACUUUCUCUUCUCGUACAGGCAAGUGGAGCGAAUCAUUUCUCACUUGUCCAUCUGCAUUUUCAUAUGAGGUGGAGAUGUCCUAUCAAUGUCUCUCAGUUGGUGGGAUGUUGUACUGGAAAGUUAGCGGUCAUUUGGUGGCUUAUGAUCCCCACAUGGGGGAAAAUAGUAUCUGGCUGAUAGAGUUGCCUCCUCUCUGUUGCAAAAAGAGAGAGGGAUUCUUUAUGGAUUAUAUAUUGGGACAUUCGUCGUCUUCGGAUGGUUGUCUUCUUCGGUUUGCCUUAAAUGAAAAACUGAUGAUCAAAGUUUGGGAGCUCAAAAAGAAGAUUUCUAGUUACAGUUUAUCUCGCGUCAUACCAAGCAGUGAAUGGGUGUUGAAGGAAGAAGUGAGUCAUGAGAAGUUGGGCAUCGGUAAUUCUCUUCCUCACAUUUGCUUCAUAGAAUUUCAUCCUCGCAAUGCAAAACUUGUGUAUCUUCAGCGGGGAAGCAUGGUGUUUUGCUAUGAUUUUGGGACGGGAAGAUCGGAACAAAUCCAGUACCAUGGAAAUGGAACUGGAACUGUCUCGGAAAACGACAGACUAGUUCCUUACUUCCAGCCACCUUGGCGCCCUUCUUUGCCUUGUUUACCUUAGUUUUCCAAGACUUGAACAUAAUGUACAUUCUAUUUAACCUUUUACAGUAUUGUUUAUUCAGAUUUCAAUUUUAUAA